This is a messenger RNA of Ostrea edulis (European flat oyster), 2250 nucleotides long. RefSeq names its product 2-phosphoxylose phosphatase 1-like. Gene Ontology annotation, cellular component: Golgi apparatus. Gene Ontology annotation, biological process: dephosphorylation; glycosaminoglycan biosynthetic process; chondroitin sulfate proteoglycan biosynthetic process. The transcript has 3 exons. The record is from RefSeq and is a predicted model, not a curated record. The coding region runs from base 223 to 1686 and encodes 487 amino acids. Lineage: Eukaryota; Metazoa; Mollusca; Bivalvia; Ostreida; Ostreidae. Gene Ontology annotation, molecular function: phosphatase activity.
GUCACUGGAAACUCAAACGCUGUCGACUUUGGUAGAAUAUACUUUGACAAAUAAAAGUUUUGUAUUUAAUGUUUACUUUUAAUGACAGAUAGGCCUAAUAUACACCUGAUUAUCAAAAAAUAAAAAAUCCACACAUUUCAGAAUCGGGAUCAAGAUUCGGAAGCAUUGCAGCAUUUGAUGCAUCUGACAAAAUAUUGACUAUUGAAUGAUUGAUCAAAGUCCAUGGCUAGGUUAAAGAGACGCCGCCUGAAGAUCAUACUUGUGUUAUUCGUGAUAAUAAUCUUACUUUAUGUCUAUUAUGAAAAUGAAUAUGGAAGUGAACUAAUGAAACAAUCUGUGUACAGAAAUGAUCUAGAGAAGAUAUCAGAAAAAAUACUGUUUAAAGGAGUACAGGAUAAAAACCUGCAUUUCCAGAAUAAAUCUGCCACAUCGUCACUUGGGGUAUUGAAAUACUGCAACUUUCCUAAUCCUGAUUCAUUGAAAGAAGAUACUCACCAUGUACAGCUUAACAUACAAGGAUACACAUUACAACAAGUGCAUGUGAUGAUUCGGCAUGGAGAUAGAACACCACUUCACACCAUUGCUGACCGUCCAAACCCCAGAAUAAGUUGUAAAUUUUCCAAAAAAGAAAAGCAUGCUCACUGGAUUGUAGGCAAGUUUAUUUCCAAAAUGCAAAAUGAGGAAGCUGAAGAAAAUUUUGAAUUUUUAAACCCCUAUCCUAAUCAGCCAUAUUGUCGUCAGUCAUAUUUAACACCACAAGGAGCUGUGCAGGAAUUGUUGAAUGGUCUUAAAGCAAAAUACAAGUAUAUUGAUCAAUUGGAUUUAUUUAGACAAAGUUUCAGUGAGAGAAAAGUUAUUGCAAAAAGCACUGUAUACCCUAGAACUUUCCAAAGCGCAACAGCAUUCAUGUUUGGAUUUUUAUCUGACUUCAACGUCAGAGUGAAAAUUCACAAAGCUAGAACCGAUUUUUGUUCAGAGAGGGAUUCAGGAUUGGUCUGCCAGUGUCCAGGCUUAAGUAAUUAUGCCAAACCUCAGAACAAUAUGAGAAAAAUGAGCAAAUUUACACAAGAGGCAAUCAUGAAUUUUAAGCAUAAAGUAGCAAGGAUUUUUCACAUGGACGUCAGGGAGAUUAACUCACUAACUCACAUCUUUGAUGCUCUGAUGGUGCGAGCUUGUCAUGGUCUACCUUUACCUUGUAAUAAGGAGAAAAAAUCCUGUGUAAAUAGAAAGAUGCUAGACACUCUGUGGAGCUUAAUUAAUACUGAUUUACAACAUAAUUAUUUAUAUAAUGAAAAUAAUUUAAAAGCAUCACAUCUGAAGUUUCACCCUCUAUUAGUUGAAAUGUAUUCAAGAAUGAAAAACUAUACGAAAAGAAGUUCCACUACAAAAUUUGUGCUAUACUCAGGACAUGACAUCACCAUGACACCAUUUCUAACAUUGUUGGGCAUAUUUGAUGGGAAAUGGGCACCAUAUGCAUCAACUUUAUUCCUCGAAUUAUACAGCAAGAAAGAAGAAUCAAAAAUUCAUUAUUAUUUGAAAAUUAUAUACAAUGGAGUUGAUAAAACAAAAGACUUGAAGUUUUGUAGAGGUUCAGAAAUGUGUAAGUUUAAAUAUUUUGAACAAUUUGUCAAUUCUCAUCUUGAGAAAAUUGAACUAAAUGAUUAUGACUCGGAGUGUUUUUCUUGAUGAUGGUAUACAAGUAAACAUACCAAUAGUUAUUUACAUGUAUUACAAUGUCAGAUUACUUUAAGAGUAAUAUGGUAAAAGACUGAUACAACAAAUCAUAAUGUACGACGUCUAAAUCACAUGAUAUGUAAUGUACAACGUCUAAAUCACAUGAUAUGUAAUGUACGACGUCUAAAUCACAUGAUAUGUAAUGUACGACUUCUAAAUCACAUGAUAUGUAAUGUACGACGUCUAAAUCACAUGAUAUGUAAUGUACGACGUCUAAAUCACAUGAUAUGUAAUGUACGAUGUCUAAAUUGCAUGAUAUGUAAUGUACGACGUCUAAAUCACAUGAUAUGUAAUGUACGAUGUCUAAAUCACAUGAUAUGCAUUGCAAUGCGUUGCCUAGAAAACUUUUUUUGUAAAUCUCUUACAAAUUACAAAUCUUUUUGCUAAUGGUGCAUUUUUUAUACUUAUAUUGUAAAAUUAUACAGUGCAUGUAGGGAUCAUAUUUACCUUUCAUCUUUCUCAAGACAAACAACUUAGUGGAUUUAAAAUUACUGCAAAUAUAAGUGGAAACUAAAA